AGGACUGCGAGGAGGUAGAGGCAGUCGGUCUGCAGCGCUCGGGGAGGCCAUGGGGCGCGUCGCCUCGGAGCUCGUGUGGUCGCUGCUGGGGCUGGGACUGCUGCUGUGCAGUUGGGGAUGCCUCGCGAGCGCAGAACUGCGGGCCCCGCCGGAGAAGAUCGGAAUUAUUGGAGCUGGGAUUGGUGGUACUUCAGCAGCCUAUUAUCUUCGUCAAAAAUUUGGAAAAGAUGUGAAGAUUGAUCUGCUUGAAAGAGGAGAGGUGGGGGGCCGUUUGGCCACCUUGGCUGUGCAGGGGCAGGACUAUGAGGCCGGAGGUUCUGUCAUCCACCCUUUAAAUCUGCACAUGAAGCGCUUUGUCAAAGACCUGGGUCUCUCUGCUGUCCCAACUUCGGGAGGCCUAGUGGGGGUGUACAAUGGAGAGACUCUGGUAUUUGAGGAGAGUAGCUGGUUUAUAAUCAACAUGAUUAAACUAGUUUGGCGCUACGGCUUCCAGUCCCUCCGAAUGCACAUGUGGGUGGAGGAUAUAUUAGACAAGUUCAUGAGGAUCUACCGCUACCAAUCUCAUGACUACGCCUUCAGUAGUGUAGAAAAAUUACUACAUGCUGUAGGAGGGGAUGACUACAUUGCACUGCUUAACCAAACGCUUCAUGAAAACUUGCAGAAAGCAGGUUUCUCUGAGAAAUUCCUCAAUGAAAUGAUUGCUCCUAUCAUGAGGGUCAAUUUUGGCCAAAGCACAGACCUCAAUGCCUUUGUGGGGGCAGUAUCAAUGACUGGUGCUGAUUCUAACCUGUGGGCAGUAGAGGGUGGCAAUAAAGUUGUUUGCUCACGGCUCAUUCAGGCUUCCAAAAGCAAUCUUAUUUCUGGCUCAGUAAUAUCCAUAGAGGAGAAAACAAAGACAAAGCAGAGAGGUAAGUUUGAACUUUCAUUGUUCCUGAUUGCCCCUGCAGAAAAUAAUUGCUUUCUUCUGCCAUCUCUCCUUUAGUUCCAAAAGGGUGGACUUUUAAGUUCACGUCCUGCCAUGUAGAAAUAUUCCCAAAUGUGCUUAAGUGCAGUGGCAUGAUUCUUUGAAUAUAAAAAUUAAUCUUGGCUUGGGGUGA
This is a messenger RNA of Castor canadensis (American beaver), 1097 nucleotides long. NCBI's taxonomy places the organism in Eukaryota, Metazoa, Chordata, Mammalia, Rodentia, Castoridae. The record is from RefSeq and is a predicted model, not a curated record.